Molecule: messenger RNA, 27201 nt
Organism: Cinara cedri
Lineage: Eukaryota; Metazoa; Arthropoda; Insecta; Hemiptera; Aphididae
Source: the annotation of a GenBank genome assembly
AUGUUCAGUUGUCGCUGUGAUCUGAACCAGAAACGUCGAUUUGCUUUUUAUCGUCGAGGUCUUGACAAGGCACAAAUGCCAAGGUAAGACCUAACCUUAACGUUAUUUAUAUGAUAAUGUUAAUUAUUAUAGACGAUUAUGAUGGUUCAAUGAUUUUCUAAUGAUUGACAGAAAGCGUCAUACCUACAAGAUUAAUUACUUCUCUAUAAAAAAUCAGUACCUAUACAGUAGACGCAUAAUCACUUCUGCAGUUAUACAAUAUCCUCAUAUUUAUUCGAAUAGAAAACGAACUCGUCUAAGAAACAAAUCUGCAGUAAAGUUCAACAUAUUUAAUUAGCCUGUAUCUUUAAAAAAAAACUCCUCUAGGAUCUGUGUGAAAGUGUGGUAGGAUAAUAGGUAUAUUUUGUACGCUAUUUAGAUUUCGCUAAAGACACGUGACUUAUUUGUAUUCGUAUGAAAGAAAAGAACAUUUCUAGAAAUCUAGAUUUUUGUAAAUCGUUUGAUAAAAUGUUAGACUGAAUUUAGACUAGAAUAUACAUACAUUUAAAUUUUAACUAAUUUUUACAAUUUCCGUGACAUUGGUGUUGACCUAAAUAUUAACUUGUUCUGUAUAACGAACAACAGUAUAUUAUGCAUGAGUAAGUAGGUAUUUUAAAUCAGAGACUAAUUAUUACGAAUUACUUACGAAUUUAUGACCUAAGUUUGUUUACAAUGUUUUUAAAAUAAGCAAUUUUUAACGUUUUAAAUGAUAAAUACGCGUUUAAAAAAGGAUAUGUAUUAAGAUAUAUUUUCUUUAUGUACCGGUUUUAUUAUCAAAACAAAACAAAAAAAAAACCGUGCGUAGGCACCUGCAUGGUCUCGUGUAUAGAGAAUACAAUUAUGUUUUAUCUAUUAUAUAUGUGCUCUCGAAAAAAUUAACAAGAAAUGUCAAACAUAAGAUCCCGGUGAGUUUUUUACCUAGUUACAAUAUUUCAUAAUUCAAAAUUAAUUUGACGUGGGUGAUAAUAAUAAAAUGUAUAAUGUUAUAUAGUCAAAAUAGUUUCUUUUAAACACCUUGAAAUUACAAUUACAACAAAUAAACUAUAAAUAUUUAAAAAAAUAAAAAAAAAAACUGUUAUUUAACAUUAUUUGUCUGAGAGGAUAUUUUUUUUAGAUUUUUAUUCGCUUGAUAAGUUAAUUGUUUUUUUUUACAAUGCGAUGCGUAUGGUAUUUUUUUUCUAAACUAAUUAUUCAUUUUAAUCAACCAAAUCAAUUAUUAUUCAAUCAUUAUUGUUUUUGCAAAUAUGACUUAUAGUUACAUAACAGUCUGAUUGAAUUUUUGUUUUUUUAUGCCGGCGUUUUUGUUCUUUGUUUACAGUUUUAUUAUUACGAGUAGAUAUCAACAAUUUUAUUAAACAAUGACUACGAGUUAUGUAAAACAAAUACAUAGUUGGGCGUAGAUAUUAAAUUAAAAAGGCACCAAGUAUAAUUUUUUUUUUUUGUUGGAAGAAUAAGGUUUUUUAAUAUAAAAAUCUCUAAAAUUUUGAAAAGUUAGAAAUGUUGGAAAAUAAAGGUAUUUAAAUUUUAUCUAAACCAUUGCUGACAAAGUACAAUCCUUAGUCAAAGUUGAGUAAGUUACUCAACCUUAGUAACUGAGUAGAUAUUACAGUUACUUUCCUUAAUUAAGUAACUUAUUAAAAAAAAAAAAUUUGACCUAGGCAUAGUGAGUAUACUCUUCCUUAUAAAAUGUGUAAUUGGUCUUUUAACCCUAAACUCAACCAGAGAGUAGCAAUCGUUGAAGCGAGUAAUGUAGGAUUUGUCGCUACAUAUUACGCGCGAGACAUGUAGAAAAAAUACCAGUUACGUGUAAAGGCCCCUUAAUUUUAUUUUGAAAUUUUUGAUUGGAAACACUGUACUCGCAUAUUAUUUAGGGGCUAAAUAAAAUACUUAUCUGGGUUUUGUGUUUUAAAAAAUGUCGCGUUCCAUAAAUGUGAUACCCAACUGUAUCACGAUAACAGAGUAUAAAAGUCACAACGUUAGAUACUGUUUAGUUGAUAAUAUUAUAUUUUAUAUUUUUAUUGCAUUAAAAAUAAGUGGGAUAUUAUAAUAUUAUAUACUAUACAUUAAAUGGUGCUUUUUUUUUCGUUCAAAAUAUACGUGGUUACCCACAUUUUGAAAACCUUGAAUGUUUGUCGCGAACCAUGUUUGUGACGAGAUUAUUAUAAUAUUGUAUAUGAUGUCACAAAUCUUCACGGAUAAGAUCUAUUUAGGUAUAUAGUUUGAAAACGCCGCAAUGAAAAAAAAAAAUUGACUCUAAUUCGUACACACGCAAAUUAUAUUAUACAUAUACGUCUGUCUAUAUUAUUAUGUUAAAUAAAUAAAACCAGUGUUGUUUCUAUGGAAUUUUUUGCAGUAAUCAUUUUUUUUUUUUUCAGUUAAUAUACGGGUAAAAUUGACAUAACUAUAAACCCAUUAUAAUAAAAUCAUUAUAGGUUUUUUUUUUAAAUAUUUUUUAUUAUCCUAUUAAGGAAUAAAAAUAUUUAUUCUCUUCUAUAGAAAUAUUUAUAUAUAUAUAUAUAUAUAUGUAUAUGUAGGUAAUAUGAUAUUAUAUAUUAUACUAUUACAUUACCUGUACAUUUAUGUAUAUUUAUAUAGAUUUCGCAUUAUCGUCUAUUUGUUCAAGAUGCAUAUCAAACUGGGGGUUAUUUUUUUUAUAGUCAUUCUAUAAUAAUAGAAAAACAAAUAUAAUUUAACGUUGUAUAGAAAUAUCAGAAACCCGGUCGAGUAAAACAAUAUACUUAAACGGUUGUAGUAAUUUAUAAUGCGUACGUUUAGGUGUUAUUACACUUUUUAUUACACUAUGAUAUAUAUUAUUAAAAAAUUGUUUUUAAAAUCUAUAUAGGUAUAGGUGCGUUUACAGAAUUUAUUAUAUUAUUAUCAUUUUUUUAUUUUAUUACUAAACACAUUUAUUUUAUUGUUUGUUUUUCAGUUUAACAUUGUAAGGCUUAAUGUUGGAAAAUUCAAAUAGUUGACCAAUGAGUGUCUUAUAUUAUACACUACACAGAGGUUGAUAAAAUCUGCACUGCGCACCUGCGCAGCGUAUUUAUUAUUAUUGUUAUUAUUUUUACGAGUCGUCGUGUCAUAUUAUGUAUUGCAACUUUGUCACACAAUAAUAUACAGUUAUUGAUAGUUUAUGGCUGCAGUCUUUGGCAUUCUAUGCGUACAAUAAUAUGUCGAACAAUGUGCGAUUAUUUGGAUGUCGAUGUUUAAAAAAAAAUAUGUAUACACAUAUAUUUACGGUUUACGUAAAGACACUCGUAAUGUAUAGUUCGAUAAUAUUAUACUAUUAUUAUAGUCACCUACAUAAAAAAAGCGAAGUGAAGGGGUUACAUUUAGAUACCUGGUGCAAUAUUGUUAUCGGUAGAUCCUUUUACUAUAUUAUACGCGUAUACGCACCUUAUCGCCGGAUAAAAAAUAAUAAUAGUAACAAAAUAAUAGAUAAUAUCGUUACAUAACAUAUUUUAAUGUUAUUUAUUAUAUAGUACGACACUACGAUAGAAUAAUUUAUAUAUCGCGAUAGUUUCUAUAUGAAGACGUUUUAUAAUUUUGUUUUUUUUAUACAGGACCUAACUAGUAUGGGUACCUAGGGUGCUGUUAAAACACUUAAAACGGAUUAACUCGUUUUUCAAGAAUGCCUAGUCCCAGUAUUUCUCGUAAAACUAAAACCAAAAAUGACCGAGACAGUUAGAUAAUAAUAUCAUGUUAUUAUUAUUAUUAUUAUUAUUAUUUUUUUAAAGUGACAGCAAUAAAUUUAAGAUAAACGUUGUUUUUAUACACUUGAUAUGAUAAUUUAAACAAUAAUAUAUAGUAUACGUUUUGUUUAAAAUUAAUUUUCAUCCUAAAUAUAAGAAUUGGAUACCGACUUAUAAUAACUUAUUAACAGGGUUCGGGAUUUAUAGCACUUAUAAUCAACAAAAAAGCAGCAUUUUAAUAGCAUUUAAAAAACUUCAUUGCAGCACUGAAAAAGGUACUUAAAAAUAAAGCAAUGAACAACUAGUUGAGAGCAUUUUUUUUAACAAUCGAAAUAAGUAAAAAAAGCAUUUUCAAAAUUAAUAUUUUAGCGAUAUAACUCAGCGACCAGAAGUAAAUAAAAUAUCACAGACAAGGAAUUAUUAGUUGGAUAAUAGAAAAUAUACAAAGACGAAAUUGUUUAAAAAUCAUAGGGGAGGUUUGAAAAUCUGGAUUUUAUCAGCGGUUUACAUAAUCACAAAAUUGAAAAUAUACAAAAAAAAAACCAGGAAAACACAGUAAAAAUCAUUUUUUCCGAACUAUUGAAAUAAAAAAGGUGGGGGAGAGGGGAAAGAAGUCUAAAUUUCAAAUUUGACAUAAAUUUCCACUAUUCUAAAUUUAAUGUCACGCCCAAAGAAUAAGCGAAUUAUUAUAAGUCCGCCUACUGCCUACUUAGGCGAAUAAAAAUAUUUCUAAAAUAUCGAAUUUGGUCGCCCUAGACCUCAUCAUAAUUAUUAUAUUUUAUAAUAUUAUGUAUACAGUAUAAUCGGUCUAAUAAUGUAAAUAUGUCGCGGUAAAUUAUAAAAAUAAUUUAUCAAAUUAAAUUUGAUAUUGUAAUUCGACGUAUUAAUACUUUAUAUCCGAUAGUUAUUACUUGUCCUAGAAAGGACGGAACGGAACUGAGAAGGCGACAACGACGCGCGACGGUCUCUCGACGUGUGGCCGCGCCUGGAUUACGAUACUCUACAUUUGUAAUACACUCGAAUAACACUUUUAUUUUAUUUAUUUACUUUUUUUUUUUUUUAAUAUUGAAAAUCUAAUCCCGAGUAUUUCGUCGUAUACGCCUGACAUCGCUCACGUCGACGUGUACGUAAGCACCUACUUACCUAUAUAUUAUAUUAAAAUAUAAUGUUAAAGCUGCAGCAAAGCGGUUAAAAGCGAUCCGUUUUUUCGCAAAUUUAAACCGAGAUAAACUAGAGUAAACCAUUACAUUCAGUAAUCAAAUUUUCGUUUUGAAAAACGAUUUGACUUCGUGCACGUCUUAUUUUCUAUGUUUUGCAGGAAAUAUAUAUUUCCAUUUAUUAUUGUAAUUAUUAUUAAUUUUUUUUUUUUGUAACGCUUUUGGUCUAAAACGUCGUGAAACGGCCGUACCCCUUUCCCUUAAACGGGUAUCGGACAGUAGGUUCAUAGACAAUUUAUAUAAUUGAAUAAUAAUUUUCAAAUUUUACGAAAUUCGAUUAAAUUUGGAAAACCGCUUCCGAGUCCCUUAAAUAAUAAUAUAGGGGAGUGGAGAUUAUGGGUUAUAAUAAGUGAUGUUAUUUAACAACAAUUAUAUAUUGGUUUUACUAUGACGUGUGUUUUUUUUUUUAAAAAAAUUUUCUUGCCUGGAAACAACUUUUCUACCAAAAAUCUUGUACAAAUAGUAUUAACAGUAUUAUUAGCAGUAACAUUUCAUAGCAUUACAUUUCUUACACGCACAGUUCAUCGAUGCGGAAAUAUAAUAUAAAAUUAUCCGAACUCAUAUUAAUAACGUUCUAUAGAAAUAUCACGAAAUCAAGAACAUCGUUUUAUAUUAACAAUUUAUACAAAAGCUAUAGUAUAUUUCUCUCUCUAUCGCGUCCGAAAAAUGAUAAUUCUUUUCGUAGUUCGAACGCGCGAAAGAUAAAGGAGUCAAGCCGGGCGAUAUUAUAAAACUGUUAAAAAAAAAAAAAAAAAAAAAUAUAAGGCCCUACCAUUAAACGUGUAGUGACAAUAUUACGUCGAAUAAAAUUAAUAUUCUUAGUUUUCAUUUUACGUUGGUGAACUAUAAUACCUUUGACGAAUAAUUUUCCAUUAAUUAGUAAUUAUUACUGAUCAGGAUGUUUCCUCGCACAACGUAACUAUAUAUUAUAUUAUAAAUAUUUCCUUACACCAUAGGUAUUAACGCAAAACUAAUACGUGUAUUGUUCUUUUCCGAAACCAAGUCCGUUUAAACGUAUUUAAAAAAAAACCAUAAGAAAUUAAAAAAAAAAAAUAAUAAAAUAUAUUCGUUUGUGUGGAAUAAAACCCCGUUGAAAAAAAAUUAUUACUUUUAUUCUAUGUGGACUAUAAUUUAGUGUUAAAAACGGUUUUCUCGUUUCCUGUACGUGUAUUACAAUAUGAACAGUUCUGUCCUUUUGGAAAUCGUUUACAAUAAAAAGCUUAUUUAUAGCGCGGUGGCAUAACACGUAUUAUUUAUUAUACGAAUUUUAUAAUAUAUUAAAAAAAAAAUUAAUAUAUUUCAUCUCUUUGAACGGCGAAAAUCCGAUAGAGCUAUUAAUGCUGUUAUACGCGCGUAUUAUACCUAUGUGGAAAAAUGUAAUAUAUACAUUGAACAGGAACAAUAAACUAACGUAAAACCCCUCGUAUGUUAUCGCGCGAGGGUGGUUUUAUUGUGUUUUGUACGUAUUUUUUGUCCGACCCCACAUCCCCCCUCCGCCGUACCGACGACAACAAAAACACUUGGUUUUACACCCGUCUUGAAUUUCGGAUAUAUGCCUACCUAUGUACGGGUCUGGCAUUAUUAUUAUAUAAUAUAGCUGGUGUAUUAAGGAACCCAACUUACUAUCCCGCGCAGGUUGUAUUCAUAUGUGUACCACGUACUACAUACUCCGGGCGGCGUGUGCACAGACCCUCACCGAAACGUUACCGAGUUGGUUUUAGGAGGUUUUUACAAAACACAACUUACACCCGUUGGUCCUCACGUACCCGAUACCGCAGACCCGUACAAGACGUGUAAACCAGUGUAGUCCAGUGGUCGGCAAUUAGUUUCUAAGGGAAGCGGGACAGUUAUUUGAAAAAAACAAUUUUAAUAAUAUACAAAUAUACCAAAUGCAUCAUAAAAUGUAUAUAUACGUAGAUCGCGUUCGGAUAUUCUGGAUCUACACAGAGACAAGUAAUGAAAACGGAAAAUCAGCGUUAAAGCGCAACGAAAUUAAGCGAUCCGUGGUCCGGAUUUGGCCCGCGGGCCGCUUAUUACCUAUCCCGCACGAAUACAACGCUUUCGGUAUUCUGGUCGAUGAAAAACCGCGACGGGCACGUCGGCGCGCAUACGGUCGGAAUAUUUUGGUCAGGGGGCUAAACGUCCCGUAGCACCGAUUGUGCGCGGUGUUCGUACUAUUCACUCGAUGAGGACUUGAUAUUUUUUUUCUUUUGGGGGGGAGGGUGCUUGUAAGGACCUAACCCUCAACAGGACCCCCUCCUCUUUGCGCCCGUGGCGCACGCGUAUUUGUAUUCGUAUGCCUUGCGGCAAUAUACCGUUCGGGCCGAACUGGCAUAGGGUCUGUAAAUACGCCGCCGCGCGGCGGACACAACAGUGUGUGGAUGUAUAGUAAUAAUAAUAAUAAUAAUAAUAAUAAUAUUAUUAUUAUUAGGUACCCGUGUUUAAAAUUUUUGUUUUUUUUUUUUCCUUCUUCUUCUCCUCUCGGAAUAUCAUUUCGCCCCACCUCGUCGUCCGAUCGCCCACGGGCUGUGCCCAUCAUCUUAACCUGAAUAUUACCUGUUGAACGUCGUCGGCGGCGGCGGCGGCGGCGGCGGCGGCGGUGGUACACAUGCCACACACCACACGCACAUUAUUCAUUGCAUUACGUUCAGUCGGUGGCCGCAUUCCGUGCCGUGCAGUCGUGUGUACGCCGUCGUACUUUCCGUCCGUCCGCGCGAGCGUUCGGGUUUUGUUUUUCCUUUCGAUUUUUUUUUUUAAAAUUCGUAUUUUUCCGGACCGUUUUCGAUUAUUCGCACGGGCGUUUCACGUUAUUCGUAUUUUUUCCCACCCCCCCGGUCGACCGUUUCUCCAGCGGUUCGUUUAGACCGACGGCGCGCCGUCGUCGCCGCGUUGAAAUGUGCGAAAAGUGAUUCAUCGGAUUAUAUUCACCGCGCCGUAAAACCCGCGACACACCGGAUACCGUCGGCAAAAGUGAGUAAACCCACACGGAUCAAUCCGGCCAUAAUAUAAGCAGUGCCGAAUUGUCAGGUUAUAUAGGCAUGUAAUAUCGGCAGUUUAAUAUUCGUCCGUUGACCGAUUUUACGUUAUCGACCGGACAAUCGCACAAUACCUCGAGCGCUUUAAAAAACCGGCGCGCAUUUCGGGUUUUCGGUAUAGGCCCGGUCGGAACCGUCUGGGUUGCACGGUCAGGCCAAACCACAGCCGAACCGGCCGGACCGAAGAAAAAAAAACCAACGCACAUCCGAUUUUAUACGCCUUAUGUUCGCCCCUGUUCGUCCGUGAUGGCACCGGCAGUGUCUAAUACGGCUUUAUCACUCGCCUUGUUCACGAGUCGGCCGACGGGACGCGGUGGACCAGAUGUGGUCGUUACCGGCGAUGCCACCACUGACGAGUUAAGGAACACAAAGAUGCGAACGCGUGCGCUCGUACCGAACCAAUCGUCCGACCCGAAUAGGCGCGGUUUGGCUUUCGACCGUUCCCAGACAAGUUUGAAUCUGUACACGAAUCUGUUGCUAUUUGUUAUCUCGGUUUUAUCGACCAUUUCACGUUUGGCGUUUCGAUGACAUGAUCAAUUAUAAUCGUUGAUAUGUAGUCGAAAAUACCUCGGUAUUUAUAGAUAUACACGUAUUGUUCGAACGUUUUUGACAAUUUCGUUCCGAAAUUUCGAAAUACAAAAAAGAAUUGUAUUCGUCAAACGUUGAUAUAAUUUUUGGUGGUUAAUAUCGUUCAAUACAGUUCGGAACGAAAAUCCCGGGGACAAUGAAUGCAGUUAUGUCAGAACAAAUUCGGCCAAAAUAUUUUUCGGUUCGGUCAGUGGCGGUUGUAACUGACUUUUAAGGGGAGUGGGAGACGAAAAUGACAAACAAAAAUCGCAGGGCGAUAAACUAAUCAGUUGAUGGUAAAGGGGGGAAAUGUCUUCCCUGCACCUCCCAAAAUGACGCCACUGGAAAAUUCACCUACCUCUCCCUUUAUAAUCGCCACUGGGUUCAGUUCUAUAAGUGUUGUUUGGCCCGGACGAUCGUCCGAACGAAAACGUGUACGUAAAACCGAACACGUCCAAUCAAAUAUUAUCAGUUUCAACAAUUUUCUCCGAUUUUGUAAAUUGUGAAUUGUUUUUUACCUUUUAACGGCUGCUUUGAUGUUAAAACUUUCCCACUAAUCUACUGCCUGAAAGUACACAUCUAAGGGGAAGGGAUACGGCCGUUUUCACGAGUUUCACGACGUUUUAGACCAAUAAACCCGAGUAAAAUUUACCCACUACCGCUCGUCCGUUUUUAACUUUGAAAACAUAUUCGAAUUAUUUAAUUUCUUGUCCGUAUUUUGUAGAAAACACUGUGGUUAUCGAUGAAUUUGCUUUUUUUAUUAAGAUAAACUCUUCUUUUAAAAUAUCAUAAAAAUGAAAAUAUUUCCUGUAAAAUGCGGAAAAAAAAGUUACAAAGUCAAACGAGUAUGCGUUAAUCCAACGUAUUGCGUAUUAGUCUAAGUUUGUGAAAAAACGAAUUGCUUUCGCCCGCCUUAACCAAAGAAAAACGCAUCGGGCUUUACAUAUGAAAAAAAAAAAAAUGAAAAAAAGUCUCCGUCAAAUGAUGUUCGUAUAGACUAUAGAUCAUAUUAUUUUGAGUCUUUUACACGUCCGAAUGCGUGACAAUUGGCGGAACGUUUUGACAAACGAUUUUAAUAUUAAAAUUCGUCAUCGUGGCCCGUUAUUAGGAAUAAUUAUAAUUAACGAUUAUAAUUUGUACGAAUAAUUAUUAUUCACCCUUGAUAAUGCCAUCAUACGACAUAAUAUAACUGAGCUGGUAUACAUAAUUUGAUAAUAUGUUUACAAGUCAAAGCGGAUGUUGACAUUUCAUUAUUCGCGCUAUAAAACACUGCGCUUUCAAUAUAACUUCACCGUGCGUACGAUAUUAUAUAGUAUUCCAUCCCACACAUUUAACCGGAAAAACGCGAAAAAUCUAUCGGACGGCGUUUUUCGUGCUUAUUAGUUAACAGUGAACAGUUUAAAAUCAAACUUUUAACUUACCGGUUGGAGUGCUUCUGAAAAUAUUUACAAAGAUAUUCUGACACGCGCGGUAGACUGACAGCUUGGUUUACGAAACCGAAAUAGUUUUUACUCUCUUCCGACGUCUGUAAGGUACGAACUAUUGAUUCUUGAAGGGAUUUUAUAGUUUGGGCAUAUUGAAAUAAUGAACUUAUCGAAACUUACGCCGCGCGCUUAUCAUAAAAAAAAAAUCUAAACCGUUAACUUAUAAAAUUUGUUUAAAAUUUCGCUCAAAUCAUAAUAAUUCUAUCUCGUUUAUUAUCAUAUAUUUUUUUUAAUAAAAAUAUUAUUAUCAUUAAUAAAGAUCAGAAAUAUUCUAUUAUUGAGAAGUCAGGUAUAGCUUUAGCUUGCACAUUUACUUUAAACCUUCAGGUUAACAAUACAGGUGGGUAUGCGAUGUAUUUCUAAACGAUUAAAAUUAUUUCCGAUCAAGGAUAAUAAUUAAAACUCUCCCGUAUAUAGAAGUUUAUUUUUCAUUUGUUUUCGUUUCGAACUCGGAUAAAUAAACAAAACGAAUACUCUCAGGAAACUGUUCCACACACACAACAUAUCAGUACAAUAUAGACAGGGCAGUGCAUACUGUAAAUACAUUUGAUUCCCAAAAAAGUACAAAAAAUUACAGCUGAAAUAAAACAGUCGCUUAUAAAGAGCAUUUAGUCGUAUUGCAUAUUUAAUGUCAAGGAUGUUCCUUAUUUAAGGGUUUCAGCUUUCAACCCCCGCCCCUCACUAUUCGUUUUGAUAUUAUAUUCGGUUAUUAAAUGUAUUGUUUUACAAAGAAUAUUAAUUCUAUAAAACAAAACAGGACGAGAGUGGGCGGGAAUUCGAUACUAGUGCCGAGUUUUGCUGCUCACAAGUAUUUUUUUUUUUUUAAGUUGCAAUUGUUUUUUUACGAAUCAAAAUGCUUUUCUCAAUGGGUUUUUUUAGUGGAUCAAAUUCACAGUCCUGUGCGCAAUUAUUAAUCGAAAUGAAUAUUGCGGGGCUUUUGUUUCGCUAUAAUUAUUUAACUAUAUAUUAUGUAGGAGGGAUUCGUUGCAGGACACGUGCAAUUUUGUUUUCGGCCGGUAGACUGUAUAUGCCUGAAUAAUAUGUGUAUAACACAGCGAUUAUGUUAUUAUUUUUCACCUGCAGUUGACCAAAACAGAAUGUUGCAAGUAUCGGUACGAUAUUAUACUGCAGGUAUAGUCAUGGCGGCCAGGAUGCUGGGUUUCGUCGAACGCAACGGGGGUAUUGUUUACACAAUAAACUCGAAACGUUUCAAAAACUAAGGGUUCGUUUUGUGCAGAACAGUUGCGCGUAUAAUUUGCCCGAUAAACAAUAUAAUAACAGGGCAGUUAUUUUAAUAAUAGUCGUAACGUCGUUAAUGUACUCGCAGCGAGUAAUAAUAAUAAUUAUUAUUAGGUACAUAUAAUAAAUAAUUGUUACAAGUAUAUACUUUGAAAACCGUGUAUAAAAAAAUAAAUAGUUCUAUCGUUAUUAUAAUCGAUUAGGUGUAUUAUACAGCCGUUAAUUGUGGGUAUCAAUUACGUUUUAUGUGCGUAUGGUAAAACUACUAAAACAAUAAUAAACACGUAUCUAUCAUUUUUUAUUAGUUUUUUCAUUAAUCGAAUGAAAAAUUAUUGCUUUUGUCGUGCGAAUGUUCAUUUUCAAUAUUGCGUUCAACUGACGGCAAAUAAACUGCCAUCCAACGUACGGAAUAGCAGAAAUAGAUUGAUAAAAGUAAGAAGGCACUAAAAAAACUAUAGGAAUACGGAAAUUUUUAACGGAGCAGCUCAGAAUAGAGAGAGAGAGACGUGGAGAAAUGUUUGAUUUGCAGUCACGGACCUCAAUAUCAUGGUAAAGGCGAAAAGAAGAAUAGGUAUCUAUAUAACCUAUCUGUAUGGUUUUAUUUGUAUUUUUUCGAAAUUUCGUGUCGAACGAGACGGCCGCGAUAGCGAACAAAGUAUGAAAAAAAUGAUAUUUUGACAAUAUUAUUUAAACGCGGUGUUUUUUUUUUCUUUAAUCUACAUUUGAAUCAAGACAUUUUUCUUUUGUGUACAAUAUAAUAUCAUGUUUGUAAAUGUGGCGUAUACACUUGUCGAGCGCCCACCUUGUGUUUUUUUAUACCGCGUCGCAUAUUAUUAUCGUGCAUAGUUGUAUAGAGUAGGAUAGCGAUAAAAGAUACGACUUUUUUCGAUUUCAUAUCCGAGACUUUUUGCACCAGCACGAGUACUGUGCUGUAUACGUGUGCUUAGCGUACAACUGCAGUUGUAUACAAAAGCACAUAUUUUUACGCCGUCGUACGAGGCACCUAUUAUUUUAUACGGUUUUUUUUUUUUUAUUAUUUUUUAAGAACUUGAUUACACACGCGCGUCAUAGUGAACUCACGGAGCUAUUAUUAUAACCAUUUAAACGACAUAUACCUAAGGUACCGUAGAUAUUUCACGUUAUUAUAGGCGUACAGUUAUUAUACGCAUGUGAAAUAUGUCUGAUAAUCCGGUUUUUUUGUUUUUCUAAACAGCGAUAUUUUCGUUUAGUAUACAGGCAUACUAUGUACACCGUAGAGUGUGGGAUAUUAGUUGGUUCCGAGAUAAUAUUAUGUUAUUAAACGAUUUUUGCCGCGCAAUUAUAUUAUCUCGCGGACGUCUGUUUUCAAACUCGAAUCCGUUCGGGCGAUAAGAAUAUACGCGCGCGUCGAUAAAACUGUCGUGUACCACCACCGCGGCACGACGAGAAACUUUAACGAACUGUGUCGCACGAAUUUCGUCGGGUACACCCAGCUAUACCUACGAUUGCAGCGCGCGCGAAUGCAGAGAUUCUGUUUUUUUUUUUUUUCAAAUCAUUUUUUCGCCGGUCCAUUAUCUUACUCGUGUUAUUUAUUAUUAUUAUUAAUAUUAUCGUCGUCGUCGUAGCUGCAAACGCCGAGUAUCUUUAUAGGUAUACGCGAUAGUAUGUGUGUGUGUGUAUAAUUGUAUGUAUAGUAUAUAAUAUAAUAUUAUGUUCACGUAUAAUCUGUGUACGUACGAUACAAGUGAGGAAUUCACCUUGUAACCUGUUGGCCGACCUUAAAGUCGUUCUUGUACAUAAUAUUAUAUACACACAUAUAUAUAUAUAUAUAUAUUUAUUAUUAUAAUAUGCAAACCGUUAAAAUCUCGACCCCACCUAUUCUCAUAUUCUCGCGUACGUGUAUACGUAUAAUACCUAUAACAUUAUAAUACAGUAUACCGAUUCGUCGCGACCGAUUUCGUUCUUUCUCUCUCUCGCUCCAUCUCUUUUUUUCCCCUCCUAUUUCGGCAUUUUAUCCGUACGGUCGAACCCGAACGACGAGUAGUUGGACGGCGGCACCGGCGGUGCGUGUGUCCCGUACACCGCAGUGGCGAUUAAUUAUAAUAAUAAUACUAAUAUUAUACAUACCUAUCCAGAACUAGUCAAUGGAGUUCUACUAUACAUAUAUAUAUAUAUGUAUACUAUAAAGAUGAUCAGCAAUACUACACGCAUUCGUACGUACACGUCGUCGUCGUCGUAUUUCUUACUAGCGUUCAUCUGGGUCAAGGAUUCCGUAAAAACCAUUAAUGGGCCAUUUGUGUAUACGUAUUAUAGUCGUUUGUUGUCGGGUUGUUUAUGCUUAUCCCGCUUCAUAAUCGCGUUUAUUAUUAUAUAAAAAAAAAAAAAAGCUUCUAUACGUUCCAUCAUGUACGAAUAUAAGAGUAAGUAGACAAGUUGAAUUCGAAUUGUCCUGUAAUAGACAUACAUCAGCCGUGUAUUCGCAAUAACCCGCCCAGGAAUGAUUGUGUACCGGAAUGGAGGGAGUGAUUUUGAGUGGAAGUGUGAGGGAACGCGGAAAGAGACAUUUUCUAGUAAGCCAGGAGCAUCGAGAGUACCAUUGAGAAGAGAGGAGAUAAAAAUAAGAUUAGCAUUGAUACGACGAGAGGAGAUAUGUAAAAGUGCUGUUUUAUUUAAAGUGAUAAUUGGUAGAAUCAUCACUUCAAAUAAAAAUUAUUAUUAUUUGACCAUAAUAAUGUACGGAACUUCUGGACGCAAAACGCAUAACGCGAUGCGAAAUAAAAUAUAUUAUUGUUCUUGUAGAAUGUCAGAAUAAUAAUAAAAAGCGAAAAUAAAAAAAAAGUAUGUGUGUCGUAAUUGAUAUGAUUAUGUUAGUCAUUAUUAUGAAACUCGCGUUAUUAUGUCGUGAUGUAUUUAUAAUAAUAUUAUUCCCUGUACACCUAUAUACGCACAUGCACCGGAAUUAUUCCGUGGUAUAGGUAGGUACCUAAUCGUUUUGCUGAUGUUUAAAUAAUCGAGUAAUAUUAUAUUGUGCUUGUUUUUUAGGCUCUAAGCGAAGCGAAGAAUGUAUUGGUUUUACUACGAUGUGUUUUUUUCCGCGUCUGUAAACGAAUUAUCUACCUGCAGAAAUCUUGUUCCGAUCAAAAACUUUAUAAGAAUUUUCUUGCGUAGCACUUUUCAUCUAGUUUGAUGCGUUGCUGGGGAUAAAAUUUUCGUUGUUUUGUAGCUAUCAUUUUCAUGUAAUUUUUGUUGAUUUUUCGGUUGUUAUAGCAGUUUAGAAUUUAGAUUCGGGGAGUAAAUAACAAAUUGAUAAUUGAUUCAGUAAUAAUUUACGGAGAGGUUUUUCCAACAUUUAUACCGUUUUUGUAUCUGGGUUUAAUUUUUUUUUAUUGCGAUUUUUUCGUUCACUUUUCAUUUUUAUUAAUAAUAAGUAAAUGUACAUACUUAUAUUCAUUAAUAGGUAGGUAAUAUUAAAUAUUUGCAAAAAAAAAAAAAAUGUUAUUUUCGAAUCCAGAAAAUUGAUCUGAAAAUAUUAAAUCAAUAGUAGAUGGAAUAGAACGUAUUAUUUUUAAUCAUUUUUUCGAGUUUUUCGGAGCAAAAUGGUGCAGAAAAAACGGACAGAAUAUUACCCGCCUCGUUUAUUUAUUCGUUCCUCCGGUUAUUUUUCAUAUUUUAUUUUUAAUACUAUUGCUGUUGAUAUUAAAAAAAUAUAUAAACGCAAUAUUUUAAAUAAUAUCGAAACCAGAAAAGUCAUUGAAAUUUAGUAUAUAGAUAUUAUAGGUGUAUAAUGUAGAAUAUUAUAGAAAAACAUAAAGUUUUUUUUUCGUUCUUUACGUACACACAUUAUAAUAAUGUUAUAAGAAAGUGCUUUAAAUAAAGUGAAAAAAAAAAUUUCCGAUAUUAUUAUAAUUAUGUGAUAUUGUUAUGUAGUGCGAACGAGAGAGAGUGAGAGAAUAAAACACGGUAGACACGAGUUAAAUAAUAACGGAACGGUAAUUAAAUGAUGGAUUUUAAACACGAAUACAGAUUCACUAAUAUUUUUUUUUCGGUUUCUGACGUUUUAGGUAAAACAAAAUUUUGUGUCUUACAUCUCAAUGCCAUUUAUCUUCGGUUGCUUUCAUCCGAUUAAUUUGCGGGACUACCACUUUUACAUUUCUUGUCCUCACACGUUUAUUUAUUUAGGGUCGUUCUCACCAUCGUAAAAUAUGCGUUUAUCUGAUUCUUAAACUAAGUUUAUGGCUGAUAACCGAUCACGAUUGGUCGAUUAUCUUAUAAACUCCGUUUAAAAAUCAACGUUUACGUCGGUAAAAACGGGCCUUAGUCUUCUUCAAGAAUUACCGUACGUUGUUUUUCGUAUGUCAUUUUUACGCCACUUACCACGUUUCGCGCUGCACCUGAUGGCAAACUUCUUUUCGUGAUUUUUUUCGUAGUACACGGCAGUUGGAACACAUUAUGGAAUUUUUUUAUCGCGUACUCCAGUCUGCUCCACUGAGGCUUUAUGGAUCUCGGCACAGGCCAAAUAUUCAUGCUUAAGCACUUUCUUUUCGUAGAUUAUAAGUAUUACCUAAUAUUAUUCGAAAAUCAAUAUGUAUUAAAAUAAUUAGUUUAAAUCUGUACUUCCUGUGUUUUUUUUUUUUUUUUUUUUUUUAUAAGAUUAUUCGAAGGACUGUUGAUUUUCAACGUUCAAAAUCGUAUACAUUUAUAGUUUACACUGUUGUAUAAUCGGGAAACCGAUACGGUUUUGUCGACGCGAGCGGUCCGUUGUAAAUAAAUAAAUACAUUUCAAGGAUUUGUAUUAUACGUAACAUAUAAUGGGCUUCUAAUCGUCACUCCUAGUGAGACUGUUUACUUAAAAUUAUUUAGAAACUCGAAUAUUUAAACGCCAUGUAUAACCGCCUAUACAUAGUAUAGGCACUGCACGUAAUUAAAAUGUGUAUACUCGUCGGUUCAUUGGACAUCGGCGACGCGACGUUCAACGACUUAAAUAAUAUUACAGUAUUAUGUAAACUCGUAGUAGGUUCUAUACUAGAAUGGCCUUUAUUCAAAAAAAAAAAAAAAAAAAACCUACGGUAGUUUCAAAUUCAUUAAUUUAUUUCCUAAUAUUUUUAUUUUGUUUUGGUUUUACUAUGAUGCGUGUUUUUUUUUUUUUUUAAAUUUAGAUUCUGAAUGUAUCUUUUUUCCUGUGCAUAAACUAUAAUUAUUUCUAACUUCUAAAAUAUUACUUCGGCCAUCAAACGCAGCAUAUACUAUCUAUAUAAGAAAAUGUGGUCUUUAGUCCGUGCAUCGGGGAGGUCGUUCUUCGAUUUUCCUUGUAUUAUUAAUAAUCGAGAAAAACGGGAAAUAUAUUGUUUAAUUUUUGUCGUUACCUUGACGAAAAGGAAAAAAAAAACACGACUAUUCCGUUCGUAAUUUGUUUUCGUUAUACAACGAUUUAUCGUUGUAUACACAUUAUAUGUACAGUAUUUAAACUGAAAUACCCUUUAUAUCUUAUAUAUUCGAAACUAAAGCAAUAUUGUCUUUUUUUUUUUUCAUAAAUAGACAAACUUCACAUAAAAUGUUCGUGAUUCACAAAAUGUUUAGUUUUUGCUCAUGUGUCGAUAACAUUGCUACGCUUUUAAUAGAGAACCGCAUAGUCUGAAUGUAUAUUUCGAACAAUCGUCUUUGUCUAUAAAAUAUAAUGAUAAUAUGAUGCUAUUAUAAUAGGAUGGGCGAAAUACGCAUAAUAAAUAACCACCCGUACCUACCUACUGUAAUUAUUAUAUUUUGGUGUUUUCACUUCGAUUGUGGUAAACGGGACAAUAAUUGGUUCCGGGCAUGGUAGUUUGUAUAGGUAUAACUAGGGGAAAUGUGACUUUCGGAAAACCCGUUCCGAAGAUAAUAAUUACUAUACUUGUCCGGACUAGCUAUUAUUUGCUAUCCCCCCCACCCAAAAAAAAAAAAAAAAUUAAUUUAAACUAAUCGUUGCGACGACUAUACUCGACUGCAUUAUUUAUAUAAAAUAUAAUAGCCGGAGCUACUGCAGGUAUUGCAGUUUUACAGAAUUAUAAUAUCCACCAAAAACAAUAUUACCAAUAUUACCAAAAACAGGAGAAAUGCAUGGGCGAAAAAAACACGGGAGUAGAUUGUAUAUAUAUAAUAAUGUUAGGUAUAAUAAUAUUAUACCUAAUUACAAAUUAACAGAUUUGAUAAGAAUAUUGGGACCGUACAAUGUAGUCUUUAAAGCAGCGAUCUGAAAGGCAAAUAAUAUGUAAAAUCUGUUCAAAGCGUAUAAGUAAAUAUAAAAUAUAAUAUUGUGGAAGAAAAAAAAGAUUAAUCAAAGACAAUUUCAAUUCGUCCAAACAGGAUUUGUACUCACAUAUAAUAUUUAACACGAAUUACGGAGACCGGACACGUAACCAGGAAAACAUCGUAAAACGAUAACGGAUCUUUCGUGACCAUAUUUUUAAAUUCGAUUCGGACAGUCCGGGGGCGGGCCAAUUUGUCAGCGGACACUAGCUGACGAUUCCCCGAGCGAGUUUUCGACGACUAAACGUGAAUAUUACGGGUAAUAUUAAUUGUUAAAUUUCUAGUUCUGUUUACAUGACCAUGUGGCUCGGUAAAAAAUUCUAUUGCAGAAGACUUAUAUUAUAUGCAACAAGUAUAAAUACGCGUAAAGUUCCAUUUUAUCGAUCAUUCGCAUCAGUUAAAUAUCCGCAGGUUUCGGGUCUUAUAUGUAGCAAUUAAAUUCAACAAUAAAAACGCUUUGGAAACCACAUUACUUACAAAGUACCUUAAACAGUUUAAUAAACCUUUGAAGUGCUGAAAGAAGCAUUUAAAACCCAUCGAAAAAAAUCACUUUCAAAUUACAUAUUUGAUUUCGUUGUGAUAUGCCAUAUAAAUUCCCAUAACAUCUGCUAGAUUUAGUGUUAAGCAGAAAAAAAAAUAAAAAUGUCCGAACUCUGGUUAAUAUGUAUAAAAAUAAUCUUUUCGUUUUUUCGAGGAGACACACACAUGUGCCCUUUAAAUUUCCGCCCCGAAUAGAUUUUACACGCAGGGAUACAUCGCGCAAACGGAAAACAACAAAUUAAUACCGAUAUUAUAUUAUACGCUUACCAACGUGAAAACAAUUCGUACAAAGAAAUAUGUUACUACAUUAUGUACACCUAUCUAUCAGCGUUCCAUUGUUCUUCGGCGUUUUAAAUUGAUUUUGGACAGGCGGUAAUAGAGUUGAUCGAACACCGAAGUGAUGGUGGCUAUAAAUAUAGUGCAGGGUUUUUUCACUCGCGAAUUAUGUAGUUUGUCCGGAGAAAGGCCCGUCGCCAACUCGAUAUAGACGUACGAAAAUAAGAGAAAUAGUAUUAGGAAAAAAAAAAAAAACUCUUCACAGGACUGUUAGGCGUGGAAACCACGUUUAAUUGGGAAAUCAAUAAAUUUCUCUAAUACAUUAUGUUAUAUUAUUAUUAUUAUUAUUUUUUUUUUUUACGGUAACGACGGGGAUGCUAUUCUGUUGGUAGUUAUUUCAUAUCGCGAGCGACUGAAUUUGUCCGACAACGGUUUUUGAUAUCAAUACGUCAUUGUGUUACCUAUUUAUCUCUACAGAUGAAAUUACGACCACGACACGAUUAUGACGUCAACGGGCGUAGGUACGUCGUAAUAUUUCCGUGUGAACAGUGCCUGUAUAAUAUUUUGCACAUUUUUUGCAGUCGAGGAAAUGAUAAUUAAAAUAAAAAUACAGUUUAUAGUUUGUGUAUCGAACUGUUUAGCAAAAAAAAAAGUAUACUGAAUUAUAUACAGCCUCCCAGACGAGAAAUCACAAAAAAAAAAAAAAAAAAAACGACUGCAGUUACCUGGGUUAACGAGCAUUUUUUCGUAUGCAUUUUAUUAUUAUUUUUUGAUGGUUAUAAUUUGAUAGCGAUGCUCGUUUUACGCGUUAUAUAAUUCUGUCGUGCUCUGGCUUUGUAUAAUAUUAUAACAACCGGAUGACUCAUGCGGGAAUCACGAAUAAUUAUUAUUAUAAAAUAAAGAUUAUUAACAUUAAAAUGGUCGAUAUAGCCUUCUGAAACCGACACUUAUAUAAUGUUAAUUUCUGGAAACGAUAUAUUAUCACAUUAAUCGGGGAAAUCGAGUAGACCGAAUAAUUCGUAUUAGUAGUGUCUCACCUUCGAAAUGUCAAAAUGGUACAAUAAAUUGUUGAGUAUUCGAAAAUGAUUUUUCGGUCGUAUAACAAAAUAUAUGCGAUUUACAAUUAUAUGGCACCUAAUUAGAUAUUUAUACUGUAUUACGAACCGUAUAUCGAGAAACACGUUUAAGUCUCACGAAAGUGGGUUAAACUAAUAAGUACGCAGCAUGAAGAGGAAGCGGCAAAGUCUAUAAACGCUGGUAAUGUAUAGAAGACUGUAUAAUUUAUAAUGAAUUGAACAUCGAUAAAACGAUGUAGGUAUGGCAGUUAAUGGUGUUGAAUGUUUUUAUUGUGGCGUUUAAAUGACGACAAAAUAAUUGUGUAUACAAAACCAACAAAUUAUGAUAAUAAUAUGGUAUCUACAUAUAAACGCGGUACGGACAGACGAAACUCGAAAGUUUAAAAAUGCGUAGUUAUAAGUCUAUGUUAUAAUAAUGGCAUAGUCAGAGGUGGGGGACAUUUCUUUAAAUUAAAUCUGGAAAUUUCGAUAUUCAUUAUUUUUUCGACUCUAAAUUCACUCUCGUUACAAAUAAUAUUGAUAAUCCUACCCACAUACAUAUUCAUACGCCGUCCCUCCCAUUGAGAAAUUCAAGCUACGCCAUUGUACCCACGUAUACAUAUAGUUUUAAUAACGGAUAACCUAAUGAUGGUUUUCGAACGAUUUUCGAAAAAUAACGACUAAUAAGUCUGUAAGUUCGUACUAUAGGACUUGUUUGAACCGUACGGGUAGUACAACCGUUUACAUUGGCAUAUUAAUAAAUUUGCCGCCUACAAACAGAAGGAAAUAUUUCGCUCCUUCAACAAAUGUUUUUUUUUUCUUUUUUUUUAAUAAAAAUUUUAAAAAAAACCGUAGAGAAAUUAUAUUGUUAAUUAAAUCAUUAUUUAUUAUUUCAAAGUAUACAAAAAGUAGCUAAGAAUGUCGUUCUAAUAUUUUUACCUAAAUAAUGUUAAAUGUUGAAGUAGGAAACGUUUUAACGUACACGAAGUACGUUUUCAACCCUUAUCAUUUUGGAGCUUGAUAAGAUAAUUCAAAUUUGUAGUUUCCCUAUAAAUUUGAUUAUAAUUUCAUUAUUAUUAUCUGUGUUUUCUUCGGGAUUUUAUAUAUAUUUUUUUAAUGCCUAAUAAUUAACAUUAAAGACAUUAAAUAUUUCAGUUUAUAAACGUUAGCGGUACGUCGUUUAUCGGAAAAAUGUACAAAAUUAUCGGCACAAGAGAUACCGAAAAAAAAUUCUUAGAGAGCAUUGAUUGUUGUAUCAAUAAAAAGUUAUAUAUUUUUAUACGACGCUCUUACAAUUAAUGUAAGGCCGCUCCAAUCACCUGCUUGUCGGGUUAUAAACACGUUUAUAACACGUAUAGAUGAUUGAUUAUGAAAUGAAAUCGAUAUCUCUAGCACCCCGUUAAAAUACGCCUUCAAAUAUCGUAUAGAGAAUAUGUUAUACAACGGACACGAACUCAACAUUAUAAGUGCGUGAACCGCAUGGUAUAAUCCAUACAUCAAUAUUAUAUAGACCCAUAUUAUUAUGUUACUGUUUCGUUAUUACAAUAUUGUGUUUAAUUCGCACAAACUCGCGACCGAAUCAAACAACAAUUAUUAUCGUAUUGUUAUUCGCCUCCGCGAGUGACGUCGAAAUAAUUUUUCGAACGUUUUCCUCGUUAUAGCCCUCGUCUAGCCGCAAUAGCUGUUAUCUAACGGAUCUUUCGUGCACCGCUGACUGCUCCGUGUACACUCGUAGUAUUAUUUUUCAUACGCCAUAAAUUUCCUUAUUCGCCCGGGCGAAAGUGCCUGUGUGUACAACGUCUCUAAAACAGUCUCCACUAGCAGAUUCAUCAUCUCCGUCGCGCGUUUUAGACCACAUAAUUAUUAUAUUAUUAUCACGAUGAUGUAACGACAUCGCUACCGUGACUCGUGCGACGCAUAUUAUUUUUACGAUACAACGAUAAGAAGAAUGGGGGAAGAAUUCAAAAAGGCUGAUACUGCUAUGGGUGUACUACACUGUUUCAGGUGGAAGGGAAAAUGCAUAUUUAUACAUAGAGUAAUUUAGUUUAAAUCCGUAUGGAAGGAUAUAAACCAUUGCUAACGUAAACCGAUUCUUAGCAGAAUAUAUUAUUAGUCGUAUUUUUCACUUUGUUGUCAAUAUUACCUGGAAAUCGAUUCAAAUUUUAUGAACGAUUGUUAGUUUUUCACAUUUAUUACGAAACUAUUAGGAAAAUUAAAAAAUAAUAUCUACAAAUCUACAAUGCAUCAACUAGAUUAAACAUGCUACAAGACAAUUCCUUUAAAGUUUAGAUUGGAGUCAGAUUUCUGAUAGAAAAAUUGUUUACAGACGCAUACAAAAAAAAAAAAAAAACAUCAUAUACAAUCGAAUAGGAUGUAACGAUAUUUAUUUAAAGACGAGAUUUUAUUUUUAACGCUAAGGAAAUAUUCACGGAACACAGCCGCGUUAACUUUCUAUAUAAUAUAAUCAUAAUAUAUUGAUGAAUUGUAUUCAGACUAUUCAGAAAAAAGAUCCCUAAAGACAUUUGAGAUGUAGUGCCUGUGACGCACGAUGAUGGAGAGAAUCAGGCGGAUAUAUAUAUAAAAAAACGAAUGUAGAUAGGUGCUCAACGCACGUUGGGGAAGUACAAAUUAUAACGACUAUAGUACGUGAAAGGAUGGGGUAUAGGAAAUGAUUGGCCUUAAUAGCUGAAGCCAUAACAGAAGGACGGAAAACUGUCAGAAGACCAAGAAAUUCAUAUAUUAUCGCACGAUUAAAAAAUGACGCAGUAAAGAUUAAUAUAUACACUAACGUUGAGCUAAAACGACUAGCAGGAGAAGAUCUAUAGAUUUAUGUUGUGAACCAAUAAAGCGAUUGAACCCUAAAAAAAAAAAAAAAGAAGAGUUUUAAAAUAAUUCGUAGGUAUCAACCGCAUAUAUAUUUAUUUAUUUUAGGGAAAAAAAAUCCCGAAACCGUAUUAAAAGGAAUCGAAAAUUAUAGUUUUAAUUUUUGUUAUUAGGUUUAUGCUAUAGCUACUUUCUCUUCGUUCUGUCAACCCUAUUUAUAAUAAAUUUAAUUUUACCAUAUACGUUUUGCCGUCGUCGUCAUCGUAUUUAUUGUUAAUAAAGUCAUAUUUUAUUUAAUGUAUAGGCGAUAUUUUCAUACAGUUCAAUCUAAUAAUAAAGAAAGAGGCGCUUCGCGUUAUACAUUAUGGCCCUGAAGUUUGAUCCAAAUGCGCCGCCGAGGGCUUGAUCUUGAAGUGUUUAUUAUCAUAGUUAGGUAUACCUAUACCGAUAAAUUAUAAAUUAAAGUAAUAAACUAACGAUUUCGAGGUCGUCGAAUGGAUAAUGUUAAUAUUAUAUAUGCCUACCUAACUAGAACAAAGCAAUGUUAUAUUAUAUUAUAUAUAUUUCCCAAACGAGAUUUUUUUUCCUCCCGACGACUUAUUUUUUUUUUUUUUUUGACUGUCUAACGUUUUUUUCGGCUUUUGUCCUAUGCAUGUUAUUGUAGAGAAAACGACGAAAAUGAAAAAUGAUUCAUCCGCAGAGAAAUAAUCAUAACUUGGUCCUAGGUGCCUAUACAUAAACAUAAUCAUGUAGUGUCGAUCCUUAUUUUCUUUGUGGACUUUGAUUGAUCACGGCAUAAGCUAAUAAACUAAAACCAAAACGUGACUGCGUAUAUAAUAAUUAAAUCAUCACAGUAUUGUGGUAUUCUGUCGAACUUUCCUCGAAAAUCAUGAUAAUCGCACUUUAUUUUGUCUGGUAUAUGUAUGUACAUAUCAUUUUCCCGCUAAUUAUGGAAUUUUUUUAGCGGAUCGCGGCUCUGGAUCAAAUGAACACAAACUCGGGAAUUAGAAUUGUUUUAUAAGCGGAUUGAAGUGACACAAUUUUGGUUGAAUUUCAAAACGAAUUUCAUCGUGUUGUUGAGGGAAACUGGUGCUUUUGUAAAGCUUAACAUCCUUACACACCUCCAAAUAAAGUCGGGGUUGACGAAAUUUGUAUAAGCAUAUUGUUAGUACCAAAUACUUAAGGUGUGUUUUUUGGAGGUUUCAAAUCCAUAACUAUUUCAGAUCAAUUGGAAAAAAAAAAAAUUAAACAUUAUAUAACUGCAGCGACAAGUCGGCUGGAGAAAAAUUCGAGUUUAGUGACGGAUAUCUGAUGCUCGUGGGUGUUUUUUUCACCGCGUUGAAAAAAAAAAACUCCUACCUUUGAGGCUUUAACUGUAAUUAAUAAUUACGAUUCGUCGACAUCGUCUCACAACAAUAUCAUUGUUUAAAGUAUAUUAAAUCGAAAUUUUAGUAUUGUCGCAGCGUUUCAGCUCAUUAUCAAUUAUCAUAUAAUGCUACAAGUUUGGACUUUUACAAAAACGCAUUGGCAACGCAGGGCACGGACUCGCAGUGACAAUACGCACCGCCGCCGUCUCGUUCUUCUCAAUAUUAUGAUAUCGUAAAAUUGUGUCACACGCGCACGUUGUAUUUUCCAACCGAAAGAUCAAUCUUACGUUUUGUUCAUAGUAAUAUUUAUUAUUGCGCCGAUGGUUUGUGAUUCGAGCGAAGGGCACACACCGCAAUAGGUACCUAUUAUUAUUAUUGUAUUACAGCUGGGCACCUACAGUUAUUGUUCUUUAGGCAUUUCCUUUAGACGUGAUUGGAAUAAUUUUUAACGCUGCAGUACGUAAUAUGUAUGUACCGCAGCUCAUACUACUCAGCUCAGGAUCGUUUUUCAUUUACAACGGUUUGCUGCUGCGUUAUACGGUGUAUAAAUUAAAUAACACGAAUAAUACACGAUAUUAUCCUUUAAAUUCCACACUGUCCACCCGUAACAGCCAUUAUAUAUUAUAAUGGCCUGUCCGCCGUACGAAUUACGCGCGGCUUUUACUUUUGUGUUUACACAAAUCAGAAUAUAGUUGAACAUUGUAUAUUUAUACAGGUACAAAUAAUUGUACGGGUACCGCUAAGGAACACGAGUAUAUGCGUAUUGCAAUGACGAUCAACAAUUUUCCCAACGUAUUUUACGUCGAAUUACCCGCGACGCUUUCGGACGAGGGCAAUUCGAAAUCCUACACUGCAUACGCAUUAGAACGCCUGUCCGUUUGGGGCCGUACUGCCGCCGUAGCAUGUUAUAAGAAGCCCGGGCACUAGCGGCCGCCAAUGGUGACUAAUCAUAAAAGCCUCAUAAUCGUUUGCAAAUAUUUAAACUCCCGAAUAAUGAUAACGCGCCGUGUGGCGUUUGACGUGUGUUACGCUUCGCCCGAUUAAAGUGUCGCGGCGAACAAGCGCGUAAUACGGACGACUUAAACAUGAUAUAGCAGUAAAUACGAGUGUAGGCACCUACCUACCUAUCUGUCUAAUAUAUUAUUAUAGGGACACGAACCGGCUAGAUUUCGCGUUUUUACGGCAAAUUCGCCCGGAGAAAAAUGUAAUAUUUUUACAGCGACGACACGUCGAUAUUAUUAUUUUUCGGAUAUUUAUCGCGCGUUAAUAUUAUACAGUAUACACACCUGUGUGUAGUGUAUAUUUUAUAUACCGAAGGCAAAUUGGGUGAUCCAGUGAUCUGAUUUCUCGCCGACUUGAUUGAUGACACUAUAAUAUUAUAACUGUUGCGGUGGGUUUAAUCCUAUUCACAAUGCGAUUGCGGCUCCGGAGCAGCAUGAAAAAUGAAACAAAACGAUUGUGGUCACAGCGGUAUAACGAACGGUUUUAACCGCAAUGUUAUAUAGACAAUAAUUGCAAUCUCGUUAUAACCUAUGUGGUCCGGGCGGGAUAUUUCCUUCUAGUUUUCUAUAUAAAAAAAAAAAUAAUAAUAAUAAUAAUAAUAAUAAUCGAUUAUUAUUACAGCGUCGUGUUUGAAAAAUUUGCGAAUACUUAAUACGAACGCCCGCCGGACUGUUUUCUUGUAUAAAAUCUAUACAAUUAUUAGUUCGAGGUUCGAGUUUUGCACAAAGAAAUUAUUAGUAAUACAUUUGCAAUGUGCAAUGUGUAUAGAACUAAACCGCUAGAAUUCAAAGUUUCGUCACGUCAUUUUUUUUUUUUUUUUUUUUUAAAGAAUAUACAAGAAAAAUCGUAUAUUUAUGUUUAUAAAUAUAUACUGCGGCGAUGACAGGAAUACAAAGACCAUCAUCCAAAGAUCGUUGCCAAUCUAUUUAACUCGUUUAGCCCCUCUAAAUAAUAUUCAUGGUUGUCAUUUUUCUUUCGUAUUUUUUUGACGUUCUAAAGACGAACUACUUUGUAUUAAUAAUAAAAGGGUGGAUUUCGUACUUCGAUAUAAUAUUUUGAAACGGCGUGAUUUUUGGCGGUUAAAAAAAAAAAAUACUUGGCACAUUAGAAAAAAAAAAAGCAAGUUAAAAACUCGUCGACGGCGAGUAUCUCCAUAGCUAUCUAUUAUUAUCUAUAGACUUAAACAUCAAAUGUAUGUAUCAGCCUCAUAAAACCAAAUACUACUAAAAAAAAAAACCUAGUUAAUUUAAACUGGCGAAAAUUUCGCUUUCUGAAAAGAUGCUGUUCACUAAAUGAUCGGAGCAAGAUUUCCUGGCAUCGUAAUAAAACCAAAAAGGAUCGGUACUUUAUCGUUUUAUGUAUGCCAUUCAGUUAUUUUUUUUUAUUAUUUUUUUUAUUUUAUCAUUCUGUUUAAUUUGUUCAGUAACGUAGAAAAAAUUCCACAACGUAUUUCGAAUUUAUUUCAUUUACAUAUGCAUAUAGGUAAUAUAUGUAAAAAAUCCUAUCUUUCCCUUGAACACGUUUGACGACUGUUUCGACUCGUUUUGACCCCAACCGACGAUGAUGACGUCGACGGUACCUAUUUAUUAUUCUGGGUAUUGGGUACCCAGUUUCCAAAAUGUGUAAUAUACGUUUGUAUAACUGAUUUUAUUAAUUUAAUAUUUUUAGUUUCUCGCGAUUAAAGUAUUAUAAUUUAAUAAGAUCAUGAACUCCGUCGACGGAAUGCUUAAUGCGUUUUGUAAUAAUUUAUUUUAAAACUUGUUUAUAUUUACAGGUAGCGGUAAUCGAUGUUGCUGACGACGAGUUUACUAUAAUAUAAAAUAAAUAUGUAUACGUUAUUUAAACAAAGCUCGAGUGGAUUAUUAUAAUAAUUCAUGAUAUCAAAUAAGUUCAGAUUUUCGUUUUGUAGACAAUAAUAUGUAAAUCGUAAAAUAUCGAAUAACUCGCACGACGCGCAUCUGCAUCAGUGAUCGAACAUUUUUUUACAAUUUCAUCCCGAAAAACGAAUACUCACCUUACAAUAACCAUUAUAGACGAUACAUUUAUCAGCAAGUAUAUGUAUUUGUAUUUGUAUCUUUUCAAAGGCUGAUACUGUUGACGGGUGUCCCGUUGUUUUAGGGGGAAACGGGAAGGGAGGAAUAUACCGUUAUUCAAUACACAAUAUAUGUACAUAUAUAAUGAAGUCGGACUUUUUCCCAUUUUGCCAAGGUAACUCGGAAAUGAACGUUUCGCCCAGAGUCUAAAAAAAAAAAAAUAAUAAUAUAGUUACUCGAUGAUUAUUAUUAUUUUCAUCGGUUCAUAACGUAAACCGUUUCAAAUUUCUAAAAAAAAAAAAAAAAAAUCCCAAUACAAUACGUAUAAUUAAUAUAGUGCAUACCUGUAUGGAUAUGAUAACUAUAUAUGAGAUAUCUGCAAUUAUUAUUAUUAUUUGAAUUGUCAUAUUAUAUUUGCCGGUAACUAUUUGAUUUCACGCCGUCGUUAACACGAUUUUCGGUCGUUUGAUUUUAGAAAUAUUGUAUCACAUCGGAAUCCUCUUCGCGGUUCUCGCGGCAGCAUCACGUUCGGUUUGACCUUUCGAAAACCGUCUGCGAGUCCGCGACAUAA